Ostrea edulis (European flat oyster) is the source of this 2778-nucleotide messenger RNA. RefSeq lists its product as uncharacterized. Lineage: Eukaryota; Metazoa; Mollusca; Bivalvia; Ostreida; Ostreidae. Bases 78 to 1688 code for a protein of 536 amino acids. The record is from RefSeq and is a predicted model, not a curated record. The transcript is spliced from 3 exons.
AUCAUUUUUCCGGAUCCGUGUUAUUAUGGAGGAGACGCGCUGAAUAUAUGAAAAAUGAAAUAGCCUAACAUUGAGAAAUGGCUUCGAACAUGACUGCCGACAAUAAAACAAAGUUGAUUUUACAUGUGGAUCAUUUGUACAAAAUUAAAUUCUUUCAUCAUCAUGACUCUGGCUGUUGUGAAUCAAAUUUAGAACAACUUCUGAUUGAUAAAGAUGCUGCAGAAGACAUUGACAAAAUUAUUAGAGGAUUAAUAUAUCUGUCUCAGCGAAAUCAGAUCCUCAAGACUGUUUGCAGUGAUCGUUUUGUGGUAAAAUUUAACAGAAAGCCAUGGAAAAUAUCUCGGAAAAUCACAUUCAAGAAGAAUGGGAAAAUCAUGAAGGUGUGUCCGUUUUUCUUUGAAGUAAUUUUGACAUGUAAGAAAAGCUACUGUACAAAACAGCAAGAUAAAAAUAAUAGUGCAUUGGAAGGGAACAUCAUGACAGAAAAAUCCAACACAACAGAAAGGUGCGAAACAAGGUCUUCCUCACAGCGUGAAACAAGGUCUUCCUCACAGCGUGAAACAAGAUCUUCCUCGCGGCUUGAAACAAGGUCUUCCUCUCAGAGAGUCCAGAAUGGAUCUAACCAGCCUUCUGAAGAGCAGAACAAACAUGCAAGAGACACCAAAGUUGCAAAUGAAACAAGGUAUUCUUCAGUAUCAAGAAAACAAAAGAGGCCUCUGAAAAGACUCCCAUCUAGAGAAAAGAAACCGCAUAGAAUGCAAAGAAAUUUUUCUUGUGACGAAGGGUUGUCAGUGUUGAGUUUUGAUAAGAAUGAGAUCUCUUCAUCUUCUGAGGAUGAAAACAAUGAAUCUGAGAAUGAGGAAAAGUGUUCGAGAAGGAAAAACAGAAGGGCAAAAGCCAAAUCAAGUCGAGACUGGUUGGAUAGAACUAGAAAUGUCCUUGUAGAGUCACCGGACACCCAUUUUAACACAUCAGGGGAUAUUCCUCUUAGAGUACUCACAGAAGUAUCGGUCAAAAAAAGAAAGAGAGAUAAUGAGAGUCUUCUUGAGAAAACUUGCACCAGAAAAAGAGAUCAGACAAUGGUAGUGGGCAAAUCCUACCAAGAAGCAUUAGAUACAUUGGAGGAAGAAGAGGGUCAAGUUGCCGAUAUCUUGGGCACCACAUUAAAGAAGUCAGAUAGAAACUGCACCACAGCUAUGGAUAAUGUGUCUGUAGUAGAUCAAUCAUGCAAGCGUAAAAGGGGUCUUAACUUGUACAAGGGCACGGAUGCUCCUCUCAUAAACUUACCAAGUUUAGACAAUUCUCUUGUUGAUCCAUCUAGUAAUGUAACUCAGCAAUUAAACUUCAAAGAUUCCUUUCUGAGUCCAUGUGUUGGCUCAGACAAGGAAUUCAGAAAUGGAAAGAAAUUAGAUUUGUAUACAUCUUUCACUCCUCUGAGUAGAUUCAACAGAAGUCAGAAAGGGGGAGAAAUGCAUGAAAAGAAAAAAAGAGUAGAUUUUCCUGUCAAAGACAGGCAUUUCAUUGAAAGGGAAGAGAUUGCCGAGGACAUUAAACUACAGGAGAUGUCAAAAGCUGAUUCCAGUGGUACAAAAUCAGGUUCACAGAGACUCAGCUUUGGAAAAAGUCUGUGGGAAACCUUGGAUACUUACUUUAUUUCACCAGUCAAGAUGAUUUUUGAAGGAAAUUAAGACAGGAAAUGACAAGUUGACUGUAAUAUCUUUCUUGAUCUCAUGAAUACACAUAAGUGGCUGUUUAGGCUUUAAGUUUAUGACUGUAGGUUCUAAAUCAAAGUCACUCAGAUGACCAACACGUAUUUCUAUCAAAGCCUCUAUCUUGUGUAUGUUAAAGUUUAACUCCUUAAAAACUAUGUGUUCAAUAGUUAAACAAAAUUGUUAAUUAGUAUCUUUUGUGGAGGGAGGCUAGAUAGUGAGAUUUAAUGGCCUUUGACCUUUUUGGACUAGGAGAAUGGGGUGGCAAAUUCUAAUAAUAUUGAAAUAUAAGGGUAUCUUACUUUUACAACAUCUUUAGCAAUUCUGAGCAUAGAGAUCUGUCCCAUUCACUACUCAUCAACCAAGUGUAUGUUGUGACUUGUCUUUAUUGAGUGCAAAUUGUUUUAAUUUUUUUUUUUACCAUGUGAAAAUUGUUGGGUUGUUUUUUUUGGGGGGGGGGGGGGGGGUCAUUGGAAAUAUCUUUAAAAAUUGUCAUCCCAGGGGUGGGUGUUAGGAUACUUCACAGAGUGCAAAAUCAAAGUAGAAAGGUGUUCAUGUGAUAUAUUAUUUGAAAAGUAUUAAAUUGUAGAAUCUAAAAAUUGGGAACGGGGGUGGGUCAUGGUUACAACAACAAAUGUUGCAAAACAAAGAAUUGUUGGAAGGUGGUCCUACGAUGCAUCAUUGAGUAGGUUUUGUGUGAUGGGGUUGAAAUUGAUGAUAGUCACUUCAGGGAUGUAGGACAUAAAUUGAUAUUCAAUAAAAGUCUGAGGAAUGUGACAGAAUACAACAAUCAUUCAUUUUCUGUCAUGAAAAACAAUAUUGGCUUUUAGUUAUAGUCAAGUGGCUGUUAAAGUCGAUGGACAUUUUAAAAUAGAAAUGCUUCAAGUUUGUUUAUGCACGACAUGUAUUCUGUUAUCAGAAUGAUUUUAAAUAUUGGUUACACUAUACAUUUGUGUAUUUAUUGAUAAAUUUAAAACUUUUUACUGUGACUUUUAAGUUUUAUAUAGCGAAUUAGUGAUAGUUGACGACUAGUGAAUUUUUAUUUUCAAUAAAUAGUAUUGGAAAAUUG